AGUUUGUACGCUUCAAAGUACGGCCUGAAAGCAGCCUGGGGUAGGCUGAAACUGUUGGAACCUGCUGUGAGAGUAACAUCGGAGUGACAAUGAACCGGUUGGUUGCGUUUGUGGUACUAUGUGUGGCCGUUUUGGCGAGUGCUGAGGACACAUCAGUCCGUGCCACCGAAUGGCAGGGCCGUAUUGUCGGAGGCAUGAACGCGGUCUCCGGACAGUUCCCAUACCAGGUAUCGCUGACAUCGCUAUCCAACCAGCACUUCUGCGGCGGUGCCAUCAUUGGUGAUCGUUGGAUCUUGACGGCGGGACACUGCCUGAUCAACCGUAAGCCGGAGAACGUGAUUGCCGUUAUUGGUGCGCUUACGAGCGCUCACGGUGGCUUCAACUACGAUGCGCAGCAGUUUAUCGUGCAUCCCAACUUCAACGAAUGGACGCAGGAGAAUGAUAUUGCCAUCGUGCGUACCAAGUGGACGAUCCACUUCAAUACGGCCGUGUUUCCGGUGAAGAUGGCGCGCACAUACACACUGGCCAACCGGGCUGUUCUUGCAUCCGGAUGGGGUCUAACCACGCUCAGCGUCCCUAAGCCGGCCGAUGUGUUGCAGUACGUGGCUCUACGUACGAUCAGCAACGAUGACUGUUCGCAGCGGUUCCGCAACCUCCAGAAUCGCGUCAUCACUUCGAGCAAUCUGUGCACGUUCAGCCGAAAUGAACAGGGUACUUGCAUGGGAGACUCCGGUGGCCCGCUGGUAAGCGACGGUGAGCUGGUCGGUCUCGUGUCGUGGGGAAUUCCGUGCGCCGUCGGCUAUCCGGACGUGUACGUGCGCGUUGCAUCGUUCCGCGCCUGGAUCACGGCAAUCACGGGCGUGUACUAAGAGAGUGGUUCGUUCAUCGAGGCACGUGGAAAUAAAUAAACGGAUUGUUAUGUACUUUAA
Anopheles stephensi (Asian malaria mosquito) is the source of this 929-nucleotide messenger RNA. RefSeq names its product chymotrypsin-2-like. The transcript is spliced from 2 exons. Gene Ontology annotation, biological process: proteolysis. NCBI's taxonomy places the organism in Eukaryota, Metazoa, Arthropoda, Insecta, Diptera, Culicidae. Gene Ontology annotation, molecular function: serine-type endopeptidase activity. The record is from RefSeq and is a predicted model, not a curated record. The coding region runs from base 90 to 869 and encodes 259 amino acids.